AUGACAGGCAAAAGGCCCUCAGAGACACGAAAACGCUCCUGCCGUCGAUGCGUCGAGCUGAAAGUGAAAUGCUCACCCAGUCAGGACGAUGAGCGAUGCCAUCGUUGCUCCCGGCUAGGCCAUGAAUGCACCUUUCCGGAGAGGCCGACGCGUCGCAGACCAACGAAGAGCCGCAUUGAUAGAUUGCAAGAGCGGGUUGACGAGCUACUCGCCCAGAAUGGCGCAGGAUGUACAAGAGCAACCUCAACCGCUACGUCAGGAGUAUCUGGCACAAUAAAUUUAGAUAAUAUUAAUGAUUCAAUCGCCGGCGGCCUCAUUACAAUCGAUCGGGCCGAUACCCUCCUGGAGAAAUUUCGCUCGUUCAGAAUGCCCCAGUUCCCAUUCGUCGUGGUCCCGGCUACAACGCGUGCAUCUCAACUCCAUGCACAGAGCCCAUUUCUUCUUCUGACCAUCAUUGCUGCUUGCUUGGAAGAUGAUUUAUCACUGCAGAAGGGCCUCGACCACGAGAUCAAGCGGCAAAUCAGCAUUCGUAUCAUCAUUAAUAACGAGCGCAGCAUGGAUCUUCUCUUAGGUCUCUUGGUGCAUACAGCGUGGUAUCACUACAGAUUUAAGACGAUCCACACCCUGAUGUAUCUGUCUUUAGAACUUGCUAUCACACUCGUGGCUGAUCUAGGUCUCGAUCAGAAUAGUGGCUUGACCAUGAGAGGUAUUACUGCUGGGUUGAAGGGAAAGGGUAGCGAAACGAGAAACCCUCAGUCCAGUACCGAGAAGCGGGCGCUUUUGGGGGUGUUUCAUUUAACCUCGGUACUGUCUUUGUUUCGUCCACAGCUGUUGAUGAGAUACACGGAUUGGAUCAACCAGUGCUGCGCGGAUCUCUCUGAGAAUCCAGAGUAUCCGACUGAUAGGCUUCUGAGGACUUAUCUCGAUGGCUCAGCACCAAUUAUAAAGAAUGAUUCGAUCUUUGGCUCUAAUGCAAACGAGAUAGACUGGAAUGCAGUUGAACACCAGCAAGAUAAAUUAAAGAAGGGAAACACUGGGCCGCAUGAUAUGAUCAUUGAUAACUGGGCGUACUACUUUGAAGUAAAAGCAAAACCAAUCCUUCUUCUUGGGGAAAUCCUGCACCACCAGAGCAGCACAUUUACCAUCGACCAAAUGAGCAAACUCGACGACCUAAUACACUCAACUGAAGACUUUAUUGCGUCGUUCCCUAGAAUCCCCGCCGAUCGCAUUGUCCACCUACCCCUUCCGUUCCAUACAUACAUGUGGUACGCCCUGCUGAUACUGUCCAAAACCCUCCUACUUUCCAACAUGGAUCACCCGAAAACACUCAAUCUUGAAGCAAGUAUCUGCGGAAACAUAGUGGCGACCCUGAACCGAAUGGAAGCCCUCUCGACCGGACAAGAUAUAUGGGCGAACAGCCGUAAUGUCGUGGGAAGCAUGCUGUCCUGGCUGAAGGAUCAUAUGCGACAAAAGACUACUGACGCGCAACCGGCUCGUGGGCUUGCAGAUAGUAGUUCAGGGCAGCUCGGACAUUGUCCGGCAUCGACUCAUAGCAUUGGGGAGCUGCAACUUGAUGAUAUCCCGGAGGAAGCGUACUGGAAUGCCGAUUGGUGGCAGCAAAUGGUGGAGGGGCCUCUGUUUUAUCCAGCCGUGGGCUCACCGUCGUGGCUUCUACCGGCAACACUUUGGCCGGAGCAGUCCACAAUUUCUCCGCAGCAACAAGCAAGUCAACCAACACCAUCAACUUCCCCAGAUGCAGUGACCCGCCAACACCAGCUAGUCAGCUCGCUAGUUCGCUCUGUCUAUCCAGGAUACGGAGCAUGUCUUGUGGCAAUGUCAUCCUAUGAUAGGGGCUUGCUGCAGAGGCUCCCCGUCCGGAUAGGCCUAAACGAUAGUAUCCACCACCCCCGCUGGGAUGCUCUCACCCACCAAGUUGGCCGGUUCCGCCCCUUCACCCUAAGCUACCUUCUCUCGUUUCCCAAUGAACUUAUCCUCGAAGUAGCGGACCAUCUGGACCUGCCGGAUCUCGCCAGAUUGUCUCGUGUCAAUCGUCAUCUUCGCGAACUGCUCUUGCCAAGAGUCUUUCGAAUCGGGAGUCGCGAAUCCCGUCGUCACAAGAAAACCGUCUGCUUCACAUGGCUACACUAUGCUGCCUUCACGUGCAAUAUCCCCCUGGCGCAACGGCUGAUGGCCGAGGGGUCGGAUCCAUAUCGAGUCGGUCGCAAACGGUGUUGGUCGCCGCUGUACGUCGCGGUCCUGAAUGGAUAUGCCGAAAUGGCGGAGGUGCUGGGACUGAACAAGGCUGACACGAAACAAACCUUCCUGAAUGCCGACGUGACACUGCUGCAUGCCGCCGUCGAAAGCCGGAACGAAUAUCUCAUAAUGCGGUGUCUCCAGAUCGGUCUUCCACUCGACGUACAGGACGUCAGGGGGGAUACUCCGCUUCACCAUGCGGCCGCGAAUGGCGAUGUCGAUGUCGUACGUUUUCUCUGUCGACUGGGCGCCUGUAUUCACGUCCGGAACUUCUCCGGCGCGACCCCGAUGCAUCGCGCUGCCUCGGCCCGGAUCUCCAGACGCAGGCCCGAUACUCGAGUACGCACGAUCGUUUUCCUUUAUCAACACGGUGCGGUGGUGGACGUGCGGAACAUCCAAGGCCAGACCCCGAGCAUGUUCGCCACUGCGCGUGGCCACCUCGACUUGCUGAAGCAGCUUUUUCUGUUAGGAGCGCGCGCGGACGUUCAGGAUAACGGUGGUCGAACGCUUCUCCACGAGGCCGUCGUAUCCGGGGAGAUCAGCAGUCGGAACCUUCGCAUGAAAAUCAUGACCUAUCUGUGCUCGCGCGGGUCGAAAGUUGACGCUCCCAACUCUUUGGGCGACACCCCCCUUCACUUUGCGGCCAUCAGGGGCUUCCCGGAAGCGAUCCGACGACUGGUGGAACUUGGCGCACGACGCGAUAGCCAGAACGCUUUAGGACAGACACCGCUUCAUGCUGCGCUAGCGGGGGACCCGGCCGUUAUCCGCUUGCUGGUGGCGUUAGGUGUGGACAUCAACGCAGCUGAUUUCGACGGGAUGACCCCUCUUCACCAGGCGAUGUUUGAAGAUUCCGAGGCAGCGGCGCUGGAACUGAUACGACUGGGGGCGAACGUGCAUCUUUGCAAUGCGGAUGGGCGAGUGCCCGCAUCCUUACCUUCCUAUCCAUCUACCUUCUCCAUCCACAUCAUCGCGUUCAACAUGAAUUACGUAGCCGACCCUAUCCCCGCCGACCUCCUCCCCAUCCCUCCCAUCUCGUCUGGGACCUCUCUUCCUGAACCCAUCGACAAACCGAUCAAAAUCCUCAUGAUCCACGGACAUGGCUCCUCCUCCUCCCGCAUCUUCUACAAAUAUCGCGCCCUGCAGCCCUCCAUCCGCCACGAGAUCCUACAAACCCUCCAUCGCGACGUCGAAUUCUACUUCCCCAACGCCCCGCUCCUCCCCACAGGGUUCGAGCCGGGCAUGUGGACCUGGGGUCUUGGCGAUUACCGCGUCGACCGGGUCCCCGGGCUGCAGGAGUCGAUUAGCUACUUGGUGCGGUACAUGGAAGAGCAUGGCCCGUUUGAUGGCAUCGUGGGCAGUUCGGCGGGCGCGUCGAUUGCGGUUCUGGUAGGGUCGCUUUUGGAGAGGAGGAAGUUGAGAGAAGAGGGGUGUGAGGAGGUUGGGAUGGUGACAACCCACCCCCCCUUCAAAUUCAUCCUCGCCUACAGCGGCUUCCAAAUGAGCCACCCCUGCUACAAAACCAUCUAUAGACCGAAGAUCCGUACCCCUGUUCUGCUUUUCAUCGGCGAUCUGGACACUUACAUCCCCGGACCGUUGACGCUGCAGCUUGCGCGCCGGUGUGUCAAUCACCGCGUCGUUUAUUUCCCUGGUGUUCACUAUAUUCCGCGACAGAGGGUCACGACCAUGGCGGCUGCGGAGUUUAUUUGUGAUUGUUUGGGUGAAGGGGAGGGGGUGUUUGGGAAGGGGGAUGCGAGUGGGAGGCUCAGUCACGGGCAGAGUUAUAGUUACAGUUACAGUCAGGGUGGGGAUGAGUGGGUGGGGGAUGCGGAGAUGGAGGAGGAGGAUGAUGAUGAUGAUGAGGAUGGGGAGUGGGAGUGGGUUGGGGAUAAUGAGGACUGGGAUGGGGAUGGGGAUGGGAACGAGGGUUGGGGUUUCAGGUUGUUGUGA
Aspergillus affinis is the source of this 4200-nucleotide messenger RNA. RefSeq lists its product as uncharacterized. NCBI's taxonomy places the organism in Eukaryota, Fungi, Ascomycota, Eurotiomycetes, Eurotiales, Aspergillaceae. The record is from RefSeq and is a predicted model, not a curated record. Gene Ontology annotation, biological process: regulation of DNA-templated transcription. The transcript is spliced from 10 exons. The coding region runs from base 1 to 4200 and encodes 1399 amino acids. Gene Ontology annotation, molecular function: DNA-binding transcription factor activity, RNA polymerase II-specific; protein binding; zinc ion binding.